ACGCGCGGCGUGUGGGGGCGGGCACGGCGCGGGGACGCGCGUUGUUGGGAGCGGGGAAGAUGCCGCCCGUGGACAGGCUGCUGCUGGAGGAGGCGCUGCUGGACAGCCCGCAGACACGUUCCCUGCUGAGUGUGUUUGAGGAGGAUGCCGGCACCUUAACUGACUACACAAACAAGUUGCUGCAGGCCAUGCAGAGGGUCUACGGUGCUCAGAAUGAAAUGAGUAUUGCAACACAACAGCUGUCCAAACAGCUCCUUGCAUAUGAGAAGCAGAACUUCGCCUUGAGCAAAGGGGACGAUGAAGUGAUUUCUACUCUUCACCGCUUUGCCAGAGUUGUCGAUGAGCUAAAUUCUCUCCAUACGGAACUAGCUAAACAAGUUGCUGACACCAUGAUAUUCCCAAUGAUACAGUUCAGGGAAAGAGAUCUUACCGAACAUGAUGUGGCGAUGGCAAAGUACAGCAAGUUACCCAAGAGAAGAGAAAAUGAAAAGUUGAAGGCAGAGGUGGUGGCCGAAGUAGCUGCAGCAAGGAGAAAGCAGCAUCAUUGUUCCUUGCAGUAUUACUGUGCCUUAAAUGCACUGCAACACCGGAAGCGAGUGGCAAUGCUGGAUCCAUUACUUGGCUUCAUUCAGGGUCAGAUCAACUUCUUCAAGAUGGGAGUGGAGAUGUUUUCGAAGAAGCUGGAUGAAUUUUUGUCUUCUGUUGCAAACAUGGUUCAAAGCGUCCAAGGACAACUGGACACAGAGGCUGAAUCUAUGCGACUGACCCAGCAGGAGCUGCUGCUGGCCAGUGAGACCACCUAUAUGCCUGACAACAACACUGCCGCGUCCCAAAAAGCUAACAGGAACCUCCUUCAGAAGGCUGGCUAUCUGAAUAUUCGAAAUAAAACUGGCCUGGUGUCUACAUCCUGGGAGAGGCUGUACUUUUUUACCCAAGGAGGGAACCUAAUGUGUCAGCCACGCGGGGCUGUGGCCGGUGGACUCAUCUUGGAUCUGGACAAUUGCUCCGUGAUGGCAGUAGACUGUGAAGACAGAAGAUACUGUUUUCAGAUCACAUCACCUUCAGGGAAAAUGAACAUUAUCCUACAAGCAGAAGGCAAGCAGGAGUAUGAAGAGUGGAUUUGCACAAUCAAUAAUAUAUCCAGGCAGAUCUACCUCACCGACAACCCAGAGGCAAUUGCAAUUAGGCUGAACCAGACAGCAGUGCAAGCAGUGACACCGAUGUCCACGUUUCAGAAGAAACAUGAAAGUUUUCGUCCGAAGCGGGCUGAGAGCGGAGGUGCAGAAGCCGCCAGCAGUGAGAAGGUUUUGACGGACCUCCCGGAAUCAGCAGACCCGCUCAUCGUUCCUGGAACGCCGAUUCAGUUUGACCUGUGUCCAGCAAGCGAAGAGGGCGACCAGAAUCAGUCUGUUGGCAGACGCACAAACCCAUUUGGAGAAUCAGACCCUGACACAGAUACUACUUCAGAGGAUCAGCUUCUGCGCCGAGUGUUUACCGUGAGAUUUUUGGGCUCCAUAGAAACGAGAACUGACCAGGACAAUGAAGUGAUCUAUGAAACGAUGAGGCAGGUUUUGGCUGCAAGGGCAAUCCACAAUGUCUUCCGUAUGACCGAAUUUCAAAUGGUGGUCAGCUCCAGGAAGCUGAGGUUCGUUGAUCCACACACUCAGAAUACCAAGAUAAGUAUCCCCCUCAGUGAGGUGCCCCUGUGUGCUACUCAUCAGGAUAACAAGAGGUUAAUUGGCUUUGUGGCACGGACUCCUGACUCGGGCUCGGAGAUCAAGGCAUCGCUCAGCUGCUGCAUCUUUGAAACAAAUGACGAUGGAAAUGAGAUAUGUUCUGUUAUCGAUCUCGGAAGGAGAAUUACUCAGGCAGAAAAGGAUCCAGAAGCUUUGGCUGCACUCAUGAAGUCAACAGAACUCAGUGCUGAUGGGAGAUUCCUUCUGCUCGGUCAGACGGACAAAGACGGAAGUGACGCUUGUUUGGAAUCGGAGGCCUAGACAUGUUCAGCACCGCAGCAUCUCACUCGCUAACGGCAUCUUUCCUCCUCCGCUCUCACUUCCCUCGAACUGCACACUGGUGAAGCUAUGGGCAAACUUUCCUUUCACUGGGAGAGAAAGAACCAGUGUUUAUCAUUGUACUUGUAAUUCGGGGUAAAUUAGGGCUAAUUUACACAAUCAAACUUACAAGCAAAAAGGCUUCAUUCAGGAACUCUCAGUAAUAUUUUUAAAGCAGUCUUACACCAGGCAGGUGACAAAGCUUUGAGGAAUCCCAGCAUUUUAUAGUAAACGUAGAAGAAAGAUUUGUAUUUAUGAUCUCUUUCAAAACCUCAGACAUUCCCAACGUGCUUUCUACUUAUUCACAUUGCAGUGUGGCUACAUGUACUGCAAACAUUUCAAACUUGCAGUAGAUAAAUUAACUAAGUUAUCCCAAAAGUAUCUGAGAUAUUUAGCUAAGUAUUUCACCAUAGUGUGCGUGUAUAUGGAGGGUUUUCGCAGGAUAGCAGUUGAUGAUGAAGCUGGAAUACUGAGCUGGUGUGACACAAGUAUCUUUUGUUAGAUGUCUCCCUGGUUGUUAAACAUUGACAAGUCCUUCCAUGUGUGGAAAGUGAUCUUUCACAUCUGCAUUCCCACAUUUAACCACUUGCGUGCUAACAGGUUAGCGAGAUUUCGGUCGUACAAAGGGUAACAAAGAUAAGGGGGGUGGGGG
Pristis pectinata (smalltooth sawfish) is the source of this 2706-nucleotide messenger RNA. RefSeq names its product adaptor protein, phosphotyrosine interaction, PH domain and leucine zipper containing 2 (gene appl2). The record is from RefSeq and is a predicted model, not a curated record. Bases 60 to 1997 code for a protein of 645 amino acids. NCBI's taxonomy places the organism in Eukaryota, Metazoa, Chordata, Chondrichthyes, Rhinopristiformes, Pristidae. The transcript is spliced from 20 exons. Gene Ontology annotation, cellular component: endosome membrane; cytoplasm. Gene Ontology annotation, molecular function: protein binding. Gene Ontology annotation, biological process: signaling.